Penicillium lagena is the source of this 681-nucleotide messenger RNA. RefSeq lists its product as uncharacterized. The transcript is spliced from 2 exons. Lineage: Eukaryota; Fungi; Ascomycota; Eurotiomycetes; Eurotiales; Aspergillaceae. The record is from RefSeq and is a predicted model, not a curated record. The coding region runs from base 1 to 681 and encodes 226 amino acids.
AUGGUGCAUGCCGUACUUUCCUCUUGCGGCUCCGACCAGUGCCCGGCAAAGGAAAGUAUGCCGCCUUCGGACCAAAAGCCACAGCCGCUGCUCAUCGGAAGUCAAUCUCAUCUGGUGCCACGGUGGCGGCGUCCCACGAAUCACCCCACCGGGAUUGAUGCCCCUGGUCAGCCCUCCCAGGGCAGGCCGGGUUGUUCCGAUGGCCGACUGCGACCGGUCCGACGUGGACAGUCCUCUUCAACGCCGUGGCCCAUAGAAGGUAGGUUGACCCGGAGGUGUCCGAGCCACUCUCCACGACAUGCCGAGGCGGCCCCGAGGGGUUGCCAAUGCAGGAUGGCGUCGGCGGCGGCGGGCAUGCCCAAUCUUUUCGCUGGGCCAGCGGAUUCUAAAUCCCGACACCUAGGGCCGCUUCGGAGUGGCUCGCUGUUCGACGAGGCCGUGGAGCCCCACCACUUUGCCCGCUACCCCUUCUCCGGCCUCCAGAUUCUCCCCUCAUUUUUUCCUCUGACUACUGCUUCGACCGUCGUCAUCGGCGUCCGGAAGGCGGCUACACCAGUUGCCAUCCGAGAACCCCUCGACCACUCACGUUGGAGUGCUUUUGAAGAAGAAAAAGAAAAUUCCACUAGUUUGCCACUACGGCUCCUUCUGCAAACGAACUCUCAAGCGUUUAACUCUAAUUAA